Phytophthora megakarya is the source of this 339-nucleotide messenger RNA. NCBI's taxonomy places the organism in Eukaryota, Oomycota, Peronosporomycetes, Peronosporales, Peronosporaceae. The record is from the annotation of a GenBank genome assembly.
AUGUCCGACUUCUUUCGGACUUUUAACAAGAUCCUCGGGCAACGGCAGCGGGCGACGAUGACAUAUCGACCACAACCCAACGGGACCGCAGAAAGAAUGGUACAGACGGCGACCAGCGCACUUAAGAUGUACGUACGCCAUCUGGAUCAAAAGGAUUGGGAGAGUAUGCUGAGCGACUUACCAUCGCGAUCAACACGGCCCACGAUUAGAUCCGAGGGGAUACCCCCGCUACACUGCCAGUCGGAUGCACAAGACGGAGCGAUCGAGACGCGCGGUGGUGGCGUUAUCGGGUCCAACGGCACUAUCAGGAAUCGCGGGAGCAAGUCAACGCCAGAUUGA